UAACACUGUUUCUGUGUGUCAGACUCAACACGUCGUGUAUUUCUUGUAUAAUUUUGGCCGUCAUUUUGUUAUAUUUUACUAUUUUGUCGGUGAUUUUAUGUGAUUAAUCAUAAAAAUGGCGAAGUUAGUCGAUAUAUACAACAGCGAGAAAGAUCCUGUGAUCAAAAGAAGACAAUUACCGUUAAUAAUUUAUGAGAAUCUUACUAUGAUUAUGGAUUUGAACACAGUAGGUCUAAUAUGCGACAACUCUCAAGUAAAAGGUCGGGAGUACGAGGAGUUCGUGCGAAAAUACAGAAUCCUCACGACAGACGAACUGAAAGCUGCCCUUAGAGUCGAUGCUUCCGAUAUAUUCAAUGUAUUAAACCAAAGCAUUCCUUGUGUUGGCUGUCGAAGAAGUGUGGAACGUCUUUUUUAUCAAUUAUGUAAAUCAGGGCACCCUACAGUGGAUCCAUUAGUUCUUACACCAGAUGAAAUAAUGACUAUAAGAGAAGAUAAAAUUGUACAUCCACAAUCAUUAGCUACUUUAUUGAAUGGUCACAGCACGGGCAUUGAAUGUCUUAUAGAGAAUCAACCACGAUGGAAAAAGUCUCAGCGAUGCACAUUACACUCGCUAGAAGCGGGUACGGCUAGAGGGUGGGGCAGUUGGGGGGGGACAGGGGCAAAUGGCACUGGAGGAUCGGGGCCGACGACAGGGGCGGCCACUUGCGGGUGGGGUUGGGGGGCCUGGGGCUGGGGAGGGCGCGCAGCCUGGCGGGCAGCGUGGGAUGCUAUGCGCUCAUCUGCGAGAGAUCAUGUAACACUCGUACAUUUCAAUACUCUCCACGACACUCUAACAAACUAUCUUCGCAAACAUCGCUUCUGUACAGACUGUAAAACUAAGGUGUUACGAGCUUAUCAUUUAUUAGUUGAUGAAAAAGAACCACAGAAGGAAAAAGGAUAUGUUGGGGCACUGUACAGUGGUAUCAAAAGAUGUUUGUUAGACAAACAUUUACAUCUGCAAGCAAAAACCAGUUAUAUAGAACGACUUAUAGAAAAAGCUGAACCUGAACUUCUUGGAAAUCAUAGGGAAAGACAUGCAAAAACACUGGAAAUUGCACAAGAAGAAGUAUUGAUAUGCCUUGGGAUUUGCAUUUAUGAACGACUCCAACGGAUUUCACUACGACUACGCGAGGAGGAAGGCACCUGUCAAACUUUGGCAGCAGUAGCUGUUGAAGCUCUAUAUCGAAAGUUUGAAACGGCUGUUGAACACAAAAGUGGAGUGUCAAAAUUGCAACUACUUUAUGAAGAAAUAACGCAGGAAGAACUCUCUAGGCAACAAAGGAAAGAACAAAAGAAACUAAAGCGACGCAAGAAGAAGGAGAGGCAGGCUGUCGAGAGUAAAUGCAAGGAAGCAGAUUCUGAGGAACCAGAAGAAAAGUGCCAAUGUGAAGAGUGUUUGUUAGAAGAAAGAGACACACCAACCGACCUAGUUUCACCACGGGAUUACAGUCAAUGUUAUGAAGCUACGGGCGACGCUUGUCAAUCUUGUCAAGAUGAUUCAACAAAAAGACUGUCGCCAAAAAAAACUGGUAAAAAACGUACAAAAAAUGGUAAUCUAUCACCCAAUGAGCAUUCACAAGACUGUGGUUACUCUUCCGGAAACAAUGGUGGUUGCUGUGAGACUAUAUCAGGUUCGUCUUCCCUUAUGAGCACUCCGGAGGGUUCAGAGGUAGCUUGUUCUGAGGGUUGCUGUAACCAUGAAAGAGGAGACUGCAUAGAUAUGGCCAAAAAUGACAAAAAUUCAUGUACUGGCUUUACACUUUCUCUACAAGAAAUGUUAAUGGAUACAUGUGCGUCAGAUGAAGAACAAGAUACCAGUUAUAUUCCAAUAGAAGAUGUUUUGGAAUUUAAAUCUCGUAGAAAUAUAACAGAGAAAAGGCAAGAACUGCGGCGAAACUUGAGACAAAAAUUUGCGCAGUUAUGUGUUACUACACCGUUGCACAUUGCGCAGCCACAGGACAAGCAAGCCGCUUGAUUCCAGCUACCAUAUUGCUCCCAUGUCCUGUCCGAAAUUCAGAUGAUUUUAUCAAUUAUUUAGUCAUUUCUCUACAAAAUGACAUGAAUAUAUCAGCUUCAUGGUCAAUAUGUAGAUGUACAAUAUCUUGUAAUAUGUGUGUCAAUAAUAUUCACAGAUUCUGAAAUGGUUAGUUUCGUAAUUCUCUGGUAGCCAAAAGACAGUAGUUAUUAUUUAAAUAUAGAUAAACAGAAAUUAAGUUCUUAUUUGUUGUACUCAGGAUUCCCCAUAAUCAAAUUAAUUAGAAAGAGAGUAACAUGUGACUUUAUUAAAAACAUUGUUUGAAACAACAUUUAUUUAAAACUACUCCGAAUCGAUAACAGUAAUAGUUUCUAAAAUGUAGUAAUGUGGCCACAUGACAACUACGCCAUAAGGAAUCCGGUUUGU
Messenger RNA from Achroia grisella, 2440 nucleotides. RefSeq names its product gametogenetin-binding protein 2-like. The record is from RefSeq and is a predicted model, not a curated record. The transcript is spliced from 8 exons. Bases 116 to 2014 code for a protein of 632 amino acids. Lineage: Eukaryota; Metazoa; Arthropoda; Insecta; Lepidoptera; Pyralidae. Gene Ontology annotation, cellular component: nucleus; cytoplasm.